Ostrea edulis (European flat oyster) is the source of this 1627-nucleotide messenger RNA. Its product is annotated as monocyte to macrophage differentiation factor-like. The transcript is spliced from 8 exons. The record is from RefSeq and is a predicted model, not a curated record. NCBI's taxonomy places the organism in Eukaryota, Metazoa, Mollusca, Bivalvia, Ostreida, Ostreidae. Bases 347 to 1081 code for a protein of 244 amino acids. Gene Ontology annotation, cellular component: membrane.
UUCAUAUUCAACCCAUCGUCUGGCUUAAUUUUCGACAGAAUAUUUGACAAAAAUACGAUAAAUUCUAUCACAUCGAUUCAUUUUUGAUAUUCAAACAAUAAUUACAUUGAUACAACGAGAAACUCCGGAUAUUUACGAAGUAUUCAGAAAAGUUUUGAAAGUAUGUUUUGUUUUUAUCUGAUUCUGAAUCACACAAACUCUCACUAUUAUGUAGUUUUCCACUUCCUUUUUAAAAACAUGAUUAACAUAGCGUUGGAAACGAGUCCAAGAGCAGUGACUCUUCAUCAAGUUCAUGAGAAGAUUAUUUAAGCGACGUUAAGAUUUUAUUAGUAACGGAUUCAUCAACAUGAAAACCUUACAAAAGAUAUGUUCUGUCUAUGAUUUUAAAAGGUUGAUGAAUCCGAGAGCAAAGAAAGGCGAGGCGUAUGUUCCCACUGAUGUAGAACACAUGGCAAACAUAAUCACUCACGGGGGCUGCAUUAUUCCCAGUAUCCUGGCCAUGCUGUGGAUGUUAUACAUUGCUCAGACUAGUCUUCAGUUCCUGAUCGCUGUUAUCUAUGGCUGGGCACUGGUGGCCUUGUUCUCCGUGUCCUGUACAUUCCACACGCUGGCGUUCAGUGGGAGAUCCCAGAAGCUGAGGCAUUUCUUCCACAUUGCCGAUCGGGCUGUUAUUUAUAUCUUCAUUGCCUCAUCGUACUCACCGUGGUUGACUUUGCGUGACUUUGGAGGAAUUGAAGAUGAGAUGAUGUGGCUGAUUUGGAUAAUGGCAGUGUGUGGAAUUGUCUACUCAUACACAUUUCAUGAGAAAUACAAAAUGCUGGAGAUUAUUUUGUACCUAGGCAUUGGUGUUUGUCCUGCAACUGUUGCUUUCAUGAUGAGGGAACCUUCAGGGAUAUAUGAGUUAUUUUUGGGAGGUGUUACCUUCAUUGUUGGUGUUGUUUUCUUCAAGAGUGACGGCAUUAUUCCAUUUGCUCACGCCAUCUGGCACCUCUUUGUACUGGUGGGCACAAUGUUUCACUAUUACGCGAUCAAUUUGUACCUAUUGGGGCUCGACCAGGAUGAGAUUAUGUUGACUAAGUAACUUAGUUAUCUGUUCUUAUUUUGUUAUAGUUUUUAAAAAUAUUUAUAUUUUUGUUGAAUCUUCCACAACUGGUUUGUAGAAUGUCAUUAUUUUAGCAAGCUGUGAUUUCUUUCCAUCUACACGUGGUAUCACAUAUUCACAAUUUUUUUAAAAAAAUAAUUGAAUGCAAAAGGUAUGAUGUACAUGUACAAAGAGUUUUAAUGUAUAUUUGAAUGCAAUGCAGACAUACAUGUUUCCCAUAUUUAUGUACAUGUAUAUACUCUUUUAUGAUGAAAUUUAAUGUAGGAAUUAAGACAACAUCUAAUCCAAAAUCAAUAGAUAUGAAUUUCUCAAAACUACGUGUAUCUAUUGUUCAUGUGAAAUUCCUUCAAGAUUAGUUAGCAUCAUUUUGUAGUAUUAUAGAAUCAAGUUUAUUUAUGCCAUGACAUCACAUCCAGUGUACAAAAGGGUGGGAAGGUUUUAACAAAGACAGGUUCAGAGGGGGUUCAAACCCCCUUUAAAUUGGUCAAAAAUACCUAUUUUGUCGUAUUCUAUGCUAUUUUACCG